Amoebophrya sp. A120 is the source of this 3348-nucleotide messenger RNA. The record is from the annotation of a GenBank genome assembly. NCBI's taxonomy places the organism in Eukaryota, Dinophyceae, Syndiniales, Amoebophryaceae.
CACAUGGUGGUUGAGAUGGGUACGGAGAGCCAUUUGGAUGGCUCUCUUUGUCUUUUGUCGAGGAGCGAGCUCGAGCGUAUUACUGCAAGAAAUGCCAUAGAUCUCUCGUGGUGUCACAAAUGAGAAGUAAGACGGAGAGGAUGUUGAAAGGAAUGCAUCGGUGUUAUCUACCCUCCAGGCCCACUCAUCUGAGUUAUAUACCUCCAUUGAGAUCGAUCACAACAUGUAGUAAGUGCUACCACGAUUGAGAGCUGUACUUACGUCCUCGCGACACUCACACUCAUCUAUGCUACCACGGCAGCAAUAGAAGAUCGCAGUAAUUUUGUUUUUGGAUUUUCCAGGAACGAUACUUCGUGCGCUUUUCCUUACAAACAUAAAACAAACUGAACAAAUCUCGAGUAGAAGUUCCUCUAUGUUCUUAAUCUGUCUCUGUCUCACGACGUGAUCUCACAAUGCGAGCCUCAUUCCAGCAACUGCGUGCUCGUGGUGCUGUUGCAGCCUCGAACACAGCGGCCUCCUCUUCGUCAUCCUCGUCUUCUCAUUUUGUUGCUCCACCUCGCUCGCGUGCGUAUGCUGCUCCCCGCCUACGUCCCUUCUCCGCUGUGGCCGCCCAACCCAAGUCGCUCCAGGAGGUGUGCAGCGACACGCUCGACGAGAUGAAAGCGAAGGGGACGUACAAACAGGAGCGCGUUAUCACCUCGAUGCAGGCGCCGGCGAUUCAGGUGGAGGGCUCGAAGCACAAGCAGGUGCUGAAUUUUUGUGCCAACAACUACCUGGGCCUUUGCGACAACAAAGAUGUCAUCGAAGCGGCAAAAAAGACCAUCGAUGACUACGGCUACGGCAUGAGCAGCGUCCGCUUCAUUUGCGGCACGCAAACGUUGCACAAGCAGCUGGAGGCGGAAUUGGCGAAAUUCCACGACCAGGAAGACUGCAUUCUUUUUCCGUCCGGCUUCGAUGCGAACGCGGGUUUCUUCGAAGCGAUUCUCUCGGAGGAGGACGCGAUCAUCUCUGAUUCCUUGAACCACGCCAGCAUCAUCGACGGGGUGCGGCUGUGCAAGGCGAAGCGCUUCCGGUACCAGCACCUGGAUUUGGGUGAUUUACGCGCGCAGCUAACAGAAGCAGCGGCGAAAGGCGCUCGUCUGAAAGUGGUCGUCACGGACGGCGUUUUCAGUAUGGACGGCGACGUGGCGCCGCUGGCGGAAAUCCGGCAGGUGGUGGACGAGUUUCCCAACACCUAUCUGUACGUGGACGACUGCCACGCGACCGGGUUCCUGGGGAAGACGGGAAAGGGCACCAGUGAGAUGUUCGACAACGUGAAGAUCGACUUUUUGUCGACGACGCUAGGGAAAGCCCUCGGCGGCGCAACAGGAGGGUACGUGGUUAGCUCGAAGGAAGUCGUGUCCGUGCUGCGCAACAAGGCGAGGACAUACCUGUUCACGAACACGAUCGCACCGGUCGUAGCGGGCGCAUCGCUGAAGGUGCUCGACAUGCUGAAGGAGUCGGAUGAGCUGCGAACAAAGCUGCAGGAAAACACGCACUAUGUGCGACAACGGUUCACCGAGGCGGGCUUGACAGUGCUCGGGCAUCCGGACUGUCCGAUCGUGCCAGUCUACCUCGGCGAUGCACUGGUAAGUACGAUAGGUCAGCUGCUGCUGCUCCUGCAUCAAAAAUAUCAUUAAAAACAAUGACAUGCAUCAAUAGACACUGCGCUUUUACUUGCUUUUGCUUGUUUCUUGUAUUUUGAGCGCCUCAACGCCAAGAACAAGGAAAAACACAAGUCUAUACAAACUGACAAAUUUAGGUUGCGCAAGCGAUGUCUGCUAAUCUUUUGGAGCGCGGGAUUCUUGCGAUUGCUUUCUCCUACCCAGUUGUCCCGGAAAACGCCGCGCGGAUCCGCUUUCAGAUUUCCGCAGCACACACUCAGGAGCAACUGCAGAAGCUGGUCGCAGCGGUUAUCGGCGCUUCAAAGGAGGUCUCAGGGAAGUAGUAGGACUAGUUUUACUAGUUUUGAAACAAGAAAAUAGUAGAAGAUGGACAAGCAAACUUCAUCUUCAACUUCGUCUACAACUACAUCCUCCUCAUCUCGUGCCUCUUCUUCAUGUGGGCCAUGCCCAUGCUUCUUCGACAUGUUUUUACCGACGAAAGUGAGGACGAAGUCCCGCGAACUUAACGACUAUGCGUCUCUGAUGAAGAUGAAAAAUACAUCAAGGUCGGCACCAUGGAAGUGAACAAGACCGCUGCCUACGAUCAGCGCGCAGAAAGAACGCGCAUUGAAGCAGAAAACCAAAGGGCGGCAGAUUUGAAAAAGGAGAAAGACCGUCAGCGUUUGCUGGAAAGAGUGAAAAACAAAAAUCCCAGUUUCCGAUCAAGAUAAUGGUGGAGACAAUUACGCUAAAGCUCGUUUUUUGUACUGAUGACAAAGCUGAUGAAAGGAAAUAUUGGAUUGACAGAACAAUGGUGAAGACCAAUUCUACGUUUACUUUUUCAAGAACACUUGGAGCCAAUUAGGCUAUUUGUAAAGGUUUCAACUUCAUAUACUUCUUCCUUGUGGCAAGCGCUAGGAGCCAGAAGUUGUGUAAUAUCUUCAGGCUCGCCGCCCACCCCCGCCGCUGCUCGAACCGGUCUGCUGAAUAUCGCGGUUGUCGGCAUAAGCUGAAGCUGACGAGAACUUCUUGUGCGUGUUCCUCCUUGUGGUGUGCCAUCGGAGUGUUUUUUCGACAACAGAGGCAGCUCUUUCCUUCAAGCAAUGUCAAAGACUUGGACAUCACCACUUGCACUUCACAAAAUUGGAUCUAAAAAAAAACUUCGCGGCCUGCGCCUCCUAGACUUAUCAAGUUUUUCAAAUCAAUACACAGAGUUGUAGAAAAUCAAAGACCACAAGAUGGGUAAUUCCUCAAGUUCGUCAGCAGGUACUCAAGUGGACAUUGCCACCAGCGGCAAUUCCAGGUCAUCCGGGCUAACAAGCGGGACAUCAAACACAAAGAGCCAGCAGCUUGGCAUACUUUCUGGUAAACCGAUCUGCUGCGUGUGCAAAGAGACCAAGGCCGCACGGGACGAAUGCGUUGUGCGAAACGGCGAGGAGAGAUGCACGCAAUUCAUAAACGCGCACGACCAAUGCCUCAGAAUGGAGGGGUUUGACGUUUUGGAGAAAGCCUCGAAUGGCAGUUCGGCGACGCCGUCGCCGCGCGCGUGAUGAAGUAGAUAAGGCGGCACUGCCUCUCCUGCGACGUUACGAUCAGUCGAUGUCAAUGUUUUAGGUGGCGCACUACGAGACAGCUCUUUCUGCCAGUGAAAAAACCAAAACAAAACCUGAAAGCCCUCCCUGCUGAGGAGAAGAACUUGCAAGCC